GAGAUGCUAUCUUUCGCACAAACAAAUGAAACAUAUUUCUGAGCUACAAAAACAAAAAUGGCGCUUCUACUUCAACAGAUACAUUUAUGUAUCGUCCUAAUAUUCUUAAUUUUACCAUUGGUGUCUGCUGAAGACUAUUCCUUAGUGUAUACGACGUCCUGCGAAGAUACAGAAUAUUUUGAUUUAGCUGAACUACAGUGCAAGUCGUGUGGCCUAUUUCUUGAGACGAGCGAAGAUGGUUUAGACUGUGAUUGUGUGGCAGGAUACAAACUAGUGAGUGAUACAGGUGCCCCCAGUGAGAAAACAUGCCAAGCAUGUCCUGAUGAAUCAAUGGUAACGUCGGAUGGAUGGAACUGUAUAACAUGUCCUGUUGCUUACCCUUUACAACCAAAUGGUAAAUGUGCUGAUUGUGCUGCCGGAGAUAUUCCUGUUGAAUAUUCCCUGGAUGGUGUUUUACAGAGUGAAUAUUCAUGUACAUCAUGCCAAGAUGAUACACAGCCAGAUGAAGUAUGUGAUACAUGUGAAAGAUGUCAUCAGAGUGUGAUUGCUGUAACAGACGAUGAUAGCUGUGAUUGUCCUGAAGAACAAGAAGCUGGUGGUCUUUGUUUUGAAAGUUCUGAUGAUCUCUUAGAAUACAGAGACGGAAUGUAUGACAUUCCAUACGAGAGCUAUAAUGACGGUAAUGGGUUGACAUCAUGGUACUUUGAAGAAAAUUAUUUGGCUGCAGAGUCAGUCUGCAAUUCCUACCUGAAUCUAACAUCCUGUCAGCUGUUGGGUAAUUUAUGCGUGUUUUUAGAUUACAAUCAGAACAACAGACUGUAUGAAGAUGCUUGCUAUUCAUAUCAAAGCAUUGCUGCUCAAACUGAUGGAUUUGCACAUGGAAUCGAUGGGUGGUAA
Saccoglossus kowalevskii is the source of this 897-nucleotide messenger RNA. Its product is annotated as meckelin. Gene Ontology annotation, cellular component: MKS complex; ciliary transition zone. The record is from RefSeq and is a predicted model, not a curated record. Gene Ontology annotation, biological process: cilium assembly. Lineage: Eukaryota; Metazoa; Hemichordata; Enteropneusta; Harrimaniidae.